This is a messenger RNA of Arvicola amphibius (Eurasian water vole), 438 nucleotides long. RefSeq names its product BAALC binder of MAP3K1 and KLF4 (gene Baalc). NCBI's taxonomy places the organism in Eukaryota, Metazoa, Chordata, Mammalia, Rodentia, Cricetidae. Gene Ontology annotation, cellular component: cytoplasm. The record is from RefSeq and is a predicted model, not a curated record. The transcript is spliced from 3 exons. Bases 1 to 438 code for a protein of 145 amino acids.
AUGGGCUGCGGCGGUAGCAGGGCAGAUGCCAUCGAGCCCCGCUACUACGAGAGCUGGACCCGGGAGACCGAGUCCACCUGGCUCACCUACACCGACUCGGAUGCGCUGCCCAGCGCCGCCGCCCCGGACAGCGCUCCCGAGGCGGGAGGCCUGCACGCGGGUGUGCUGGAAGAUGGACCGUCCUCCAACGGCGUACUCCGAUCUGCCGUCCCAGGGGGAAUAGCCAACCCAGAGAAGAAGAUGACCUGUGGGACACAGUGUCCCAACUCCCAGAGCCUCAGCUCAGGCCCCCUGACUCAGAAACAGAAUGGCCUUUGGACCACAGAGGCUAAAAGGGAUGCCAAGAGAAUGUCUGCAAAAGAAGUCACUAUUAACGUUACAGAGAAUAUCCGACAGAUGGACAGAAGUAAAAGAAUCCCAAAGAACUGCAUCGACUAG